Molecule: messenger RNA, 2543 nt
Organism: Salvelinus sp. IW2-2015
Lineage: Eukaryota; Metazoa; Chordata; Actinopteri; Salmoniformes; Salmonidae
Source: RefSeq, a predicted model, not a curated record
UCGAGCCCCCACAUUGCUACCACCGUGCGUGCCCUAACAGUUGUGAUCAAAACAUAAGCGAGUGCUGGUGGGUGCUGAGUCCACGUUGUCCCAAACCGAGAGGAAAACGGAGUUGUUUGUGCAAACACGAAGUCCUACCAGUGAAAUUAUACCCUUGACAUAUUUGGGAUACCUUGGUUCAAGUACUGCAACUCUCUGUGCUGAUUUACCUGUAUCUCUGCCACGUGGGACAGAAGGGCUAGCUGAUGGGUCAGAGGUGACUGCAUGAGGAGGCGGAGUUAGGGGACCCUGGUCCGAAAUUAGACCAAACCCAGUCACACUCCUAGACCAGAGAGGUCUGUUGACCUCUAGAGAUGAGGUCCAUCCGAUCGUUCGCCAACGACGACUGCCACGUCAUGGCCAAGCAUGCCGACAUCUACCCUUCGCCAGAGGAGCUGGAGGCUGUCCAGAAGCUGGUAUCCACCGUGGAAUGUGCCCUCAAACAGGUGUCGGACUGGAUGGACAACCUCAACACCUCCCUAAGCAAGGCCCCAACCACCACCAUCAACAUCAAGGCUGCUGGAGACUCUACCGGCACCCACGGCAGCACAAAGACCCAGAGUGUGUCGAUCCUGUGUGGGGUGAUGCGGGUGGGUCUUGUGGCUAAGGGCCUCCUGGUUAAAGGAGACAUGGAUUUGGAGCUGGUCCUGAUGUGCAGAGACAAACCCACCAAAUUACUUCUGUACACUGUUAGUGCCAACCUGCCCUUGCAACUACAGACGCUGACGGAGGACAAGUACGAGGUGCGGUCGAGCGUGUCGGAGUCCGCCAUCUGGGUGGUCAACAUCAACGACCCCAAAUUCUCCCUGAAGGUCACCCUGUCCUCACUAGCCAUGAGAGAUGAACACACUGCUAAAGACCAAGAGGAAGAUGUGGAGGUGGAGGGGCUUGAUGAGGUGCUGGACGGGCGGUGGUGCCAGGCUGCUCUGGCAACGCUCAGACAUACCAAAUGGUUCCAGGCCAGAGUGACCGAUCUGAAGUCGUGUGUCAUCGUCAUGCGUGUUUUCAGAGACAUGUGCAACAGACUAACUGUGUGGGAGCCUCUCAAAGGAUGGCCCCUAGAGCUGAUCUGUGAGAAGGCCAUAGCCACCUGUGACCGGCCUCUGGGGCCCGGAGAGGCCCUGCGCAGGGUCAUGGAGUGCAUCGCCUCAGGGAUCCUCCUCCCAGAUGGGCCGGGAGUUCACGACCCCUGUGAGAAGGAGCCAACAGACACCUUGUCAGUGAUCACAGACCAACAGGCUCAGGCUAUCACUCUCAAUGCACAGCAUGCGCUACGCCUCCUAGCCUUUGGACAGCUUUAUAAGGUCCUGAAUAUGAAUCCUGUCACUCCAACCAAACCGCCACACAGAAUCUCCGGGUUAGACAAAGGAACCUGUCGUAAAAGGCAGCACGAAGACAGACACAUUGACGACAGACAGCUCUUCAAGAGGAUGAAACACAACCCGAUGAGAGUUCUGGACAAUAACAUGAUGGACCCAAACCACUCCAUGAACGCCCUGAUAAGACUGAACCAGGUCCACCCAGGGCUGCAGUACAAGCUAUUGUCCCAGUCCGGCCCGGUCCACGCUCCAGUCUUCACCAUGUCUGUGGACGUCCACGGCACUGUCUACGAGGCUUCCGGCGCCUCCAAGAAGACGGCCAAACUACGAGUAGCACUUAAGGUCCUACAGGCACUAGGUUACCCAGCUGACUUCGAUGUGGACCUGGACUCCCUGAGUGCUGACGGCGAGGGACCCAACCAUAGAAGUGAUAGAAACGACAGAAUGUCCACCAGCUCCAGCAGAAACUCUGUCACCUCCUCCUCAGACGCACACGAGUCCCGCACCCCAGGCCCUCUCCUUACGGCAGGGGGCAAGAACCCAGUGAUGGAGCUGAAUGAGAAACGCAGAGGCCUGAAGUACGAACUCCUAUCAGAGACCGGCGGCAGCUACGACAAACGCUUCAUCAUGGAGGCAAGUCUUUAUACACACAAACACGCAAAACGCUUCAGGAAGGGCCCAAUGCUGCGUACAGAGCGCACUCGCCCUCAGCGCACUGUAGGCUACAAAUCCUUGAGUUUCCUUGUAUUUCGUUGGGAAGCAGCUGUGAAGCGAGCUGUGGAGGUUGAUAAACAGAAGUUCCGAGGCUCGGGGCCCAAUAAGAAAGCGGCGAAGGCUUGCGCUGCCCUGGCUGCUCUGAAGAGACUCUUCUCUGACUCCAAAGACCCCUGCAACAAGAAGAGGAGACCUACCACACUGGUGAAGAGAACUGUGUCAUCAACUGUGACUAUCCCAGCCCAUGCCCAUUCCAGGCCUAGAACAAGGCCAGUGAUGCAUAGAGCACCCUACAUCAGCGCUCCCCCCACCCUUGGCUACCUCCCAAUAGGCUAUGGAGCUCCAUAUGGUUAUGGUACUGCAGCUUACCUCCCUGCUUAUGGCGGCCUGUACAUUGACAGUGCCUUUUACCAGCCACAGACUAUUGCCACUCCUAUUAUAAUUCACCUGGGUCCUCAGGAUCUCUUCUGA